This is a messenger RNA of Gasterosteus aculeatus aculeatus (three-spined stickleback), 3012 nucleotides long. It is a transcript of the gene pms2, whose product is annotated as PMS1 homolog 2, mismatch repair system component. Lineage: Eukaryota; Metazoa; Chordata; Actinopteri; Perciformes; Gasterosteidae. Gene Ontology annotation, cellular component: MutLalpha complex. Gene Ontology annotation, molecular function: mismatched DNA binding; ATP binding; ATP-dependent DNA damage sensor activity. Gene Ontology annotation, biological process: mismatch repair. The record is from RefSeq and is a predicted model, not a curated record.
AUGAGGCAAUGUAUUCGUUUCUUUCUGUGUGAGGUGCAUGCAGACGCUCCCUAACAUCUCGCUCGGUCAUAUUUCGGUGAGUUAAUUUUAGGUGACGAAAUCCUACAAAGAGUGAGGCAACGGCUUUCACGCUACUCAUUUAUGUAGAGUGAUAUGUAUUUUUGUUACCGUUAUCACUCGCAUAUUUAGUUAAUUUGCUGUUCAACCCUUUCAACAUUUUUAUCGUAUUGGUUUAACCUUAGGUGGUCAACAUGCGCAGGUUUUGCGCACGGGUGAAGCUCGUGACAACACGUGCAGUGCGCGCGAUGAAGUCACAUUUCAUACUUUUGGAUUUUAGACCUUGAAGAUGUCUGAUGCUUGCUCUGAACCUGCAGGAGCCAUAAAGGCCAUUGACAAGCACUCUGUGCAUCAGAUCUGCUCGGGACAGGUGGUGCUGACUUUGGCCACUGCAGUGAAAGAGCUGGUGGAGAACAGCAUCGACGCAGGCGCCACUAGCGUUGAUGUCAGGCUGAAGGACUACGGAGCUGAACUCGUGGAGGUGUCGGACAACGGCAAAGGGGUAGAGGAGGCCAACUUUGAAGGACUGACGUUGAAGCAUCACACGUCGAAGCUGAGGGAUUUCUCUGAUCUCAUCCGCGUGGAAACGUUUGGCUUCAGAGGGGAAGCCCUCAGCUCUUUGUGUGCUCUGAGUGUCCUCAGUGUGGUGACGUGCCACGAGUCCAGCCAGGUGGGCACCAAGCUGGUGUUUGACCACAAAGGCCACCUGGUGCAGCAGUCCCCUCAUCCCCGGCAGCAAGGCACCACAGUCAGCCUGCAGCAGCUCUUCUACACGCUGCCCGUUCGACACAAGGAGUUCCAGCGCAAUAUUAAGAAGGAGUAUGCCAAAAUGAUCCAUGUCCUGCAGGCCUACUGUAUCAUCUCUACCGGAGUGCGCGUUACCUGCUCCAACCAAACCGCGCAGGGAAAGCGCAGCACAGUCCUCGGCACCACCGGCAGCCCGAGUAUGAGGGACAACAUCGGGGCCAUAUUUGGACCAAAACAGAUACAGAGUCUUAUUCCUUUUCAGCAAGUGUCUCCUGCAGAGAAUGUUAUUGAAGAAUAUGGACUCAAAGAUGCAGAUCUACCCAAGCAGCCUUUUAGCAUGGAGGGGUUCGUGUCACGAGGAGACCACGGUGUUGGGAGAAGUGCCACUGACAGGCAGUUCUUCUUCAUUAACAGCCGGCCUUGUGAUCCUCUGAAGGUGACUAAACUUGUGAAUGAAGUGUAUCACAUGUACAACAGACACCAAUAUCCAUUUGUUGCCUUGAACAUAGCUGUUGCCUCGGAGUGUGUGGACGUGAAUGUGACGCCCGACAAACGGCAGAUCUUCCUUCAGGAGGAGAAACUCUUGCUGGCUGUCGUGAAGACCUCUCUGAUCACCAUGUAUGAGGCUGGAGUCAAUAAGAUCAGCCUGAACUUUACCCCCAUACCCAGAACCAAUGACAUCGGUCCUGUGGUCCCAUCUAAUGAGAACGCGUCCGAACCCGGAGAGCACGCGGAAGCAGCGUCUCGCAGCUCAAAGUCGUCCCUCAACCUGUCCGCCCUGAAAGCAGCUUUCUCAAGUCCUCACAGCUCCAGUUCUGUGAACGCUGCCAAAGCUGCGACCAGUGGCCCUGCACAGAAAACACUUAGGACCUUUUUUAAGCACAGCGACAAACCUCCGCUCUGCCGCCCAGGGGUCGCGACCCCUUCAAGACCUGCCAGAGUUCUCCCCGAGAGCCCCCCAGUGGGGGGGGCUGAGCUGGACGGGUUCAGGCACGGAAGGGAGUCGUGGAGCGGCGACAAGUCGGAAAAAGACGGCGCCUCGCCAGAUCGCGUCGUCGCUACGACGACACCGGAUACUUGGCGCUCUGGCCCGGUCAGUUCCUCUGAACCGACCGACGCUGGGAAAAAAGAAACGCAGGAAGAAGCGUCAGAGGACCCCGAGCCCCUACAGGUCCAAAGUGAGCCGGGCACUUCCAACGAGGGCCGUGCGGCGGGCCCGGACGCCAAGAGGGCCCGGACAGACGAGCCGCGCCCCCCCGCCGAACACAAGGCCCACACUCAGUCGAGACGCUCGCCGGCGGUGGAUGCUCCGGUCUUCCUGCAGAAAAGGGCGGUGCCCCUCCACUUCUCCUUACAGGAGCUGGCCGGGAGGGUGAAGCGGCUGCAGGACCUGCGGAGACAGGCGGCCGGCGGUGAGCUGUGCUAUCGACGCUUCAGGGCCAAAAUCGACCCCGGAGAAAACCAGACUGCAGAGGCGGAGCUUAGUAAAGAGAUCAGUAAAGACAUGUUCAAAGAGAUGGAGAUCAUCGGCCAGUUCAAUCUGGGCUUCAUUAUCGCCAAACUCAACGCCGACCUCUUCAUGAUCGACCAGCACGCCACGGAUGAGAAAUACAACUUUGAGAUGCUGCAGCAGCACACGGUGCUGCAAGGACAGAAACUCAUCCAACCUCAGAAGCUCCACCUCCCCGCCGUCAGUGAAAACGUCCUCCUAGAGAACAUGGAGAUAUUCCGAAAAAAUGGCUUUGAAUUCCUUGUGGAUGAGGACGCUCAGGUGAUGGAGAGAGUUAAGCUGGUGUCUCUGCCCACCAGUAAAAACUGGACCUUUGGCCCGGCCGACAUUGAAGAGCUGAUCUUCAUGCUGAGUGACAGCCCGGGGGUCAUGUGUCGACCGUCCCGCGUCAGGCAGAUGUUUGCCUCCCGAGCUUGUCGAAAAUCUGUGAUGAUCGGCACUGCCCUGAAUGUAGCUGAGAUGAAGAAGCUCCUGGUCCACAUGGGGGAGAUUGACCACCCGUGGAACUGUCCUCACGGGAGGCCCACCAUGAGACACCUCGCCAACCUGGACAUCAUCUCACAAGAAUAACCAUGCUGGGAGAAUUACUGUGUUCUUGUGUGUUUCGGUUGUUUGUUAUUGCUCUGAUUUUAUUUGUAUUUCCAUUAUAAAAAAUAAAUAUUUUUAUAUCUUAACACCCACUUAAUGGGGUAAAUAAA